This is a messenger RNA of Solanum verrucosum, 2097 nucleotides long. RefSeq names its product ruBisCO large subunit-binding protein subunit beta, chloroplastic. Gene Ontology annotation, molecular function: ATP-dependent protein folding chaperone; ATP binding. The transcript is spliced from 15 exons. Gene Ontology annotation, cellular component: chloroplast stroma; cytosolic ribosome. Gene Ontology annotation, biological process: protein refolding. Lineage: Eukaryota; Viridiplantae; Streptophyta; Magnoliopsida; Solanales; Solanaceae. The record is from RefSeq and is a predicted model, not a curated record. Bases 75 to 1874 code for a protein of 599 amino acids.
CAAAGUAGAAGAUAAACCCACUCCCCAGCUACUUCUUCAACAACGCUAUAGUAAAACCCUAAUCUUCUUUCAAGAUGGCAUCUACUUUUGCUGGUAUGUCCUCAGCAGGUCCCUUGGCUGCUCCCAGCACUUCCUCAAACAAGCUUUCCUCUGUUGCUAAUAUAUCUUCCACCUCUUUCGGGAGCAAAAGAAAUGUUGCACUAAGAAAGUCACGCAGGCAGACAAUUUUGGCUGCAGCUAAAGAGUUGCACUUCAACAAGGAUGGGUCAGCUAUCAAGAAGCUACAGAAUGGUGUGAACAAACUUGCUGAUCUAGUUGGAGUUACUCUUGGCCCAAAAGGCAGGAAUGUUGUCCUUGAGAGCAAGUAUGGUGCUCCAAAAAUUGUUAAUGAUGGAGUUACUGUGGCCAGAGAGGUUGAAUUAGAGGAUCCAGUAGAAAACAUUGGUGCGAAACUAGUGAGACAAGCUGCUGCCAAAACCAAUGACCUGGCUGGGGAUGGGACUACAACAUCUGUCGUGCUAGCUCAGGGCCUAAUUGCUGAAGGUGUUAAGGUGGUUGCAGCUGGUGCAAACCCUGUCCUAAUCACCAGAGGAAUUGAGAAGACAGCAAAAGCAUUAGUAGCUGAGUUGAAGAAUAUGUCAAAAGAGGUGGAAGACAGUGAACUAGCAGAUGUGGCUGCAGUAAGUGCUGGGAACAAUUUGGAAGUAGGGAGUAUGAUUGCUGAAGCCAUGAGCAAGGUUGGAAGGAAAGGUGUUGUGACACUAGAGGAGGGUAAAAGUGCUGAAAACAGUCUGCGUGUGGUUGAAGGAAUGCAAUUUGACCGUGGUUACGUCUCUCCUUACUUUGUUACCGACAGUGAGAAAAUGUCAGUUGAAUAUGAGAACUGUAAGUUGCUACUGGUUGAUAAAAAGAUAACAAAUGCAAGAGAUCUUGUUAAUGUCCUGGAAGAUGCUAUCAGAAAUGGUUACCCAAUUUUAAUUAUUGCCGAAGAUAUUGAGCAAGAAGCUUUGGCGACUCUUGUUGUCAAUAAGCUUAGAGGUGCCUUAAAGGUUGCUGCACUUAAAGCUCCUGGUUUUGGUGAGCGAAAAAGCCAGUAUCUUGAUGACAUAGCAACCCUUACUGGAGGCACUGUUAUUAGGGAGGAACUUGGCCUUACCUUGGACAAGGCUGACAAGGAAGUUCUAGGCCAUGCUGCUAAAGUAGUGCUGACUAAGGAUGCCACUACAAUUGUUGGUGAUGGUAGCACUCAGGAAGCAGUCAACAAACGUGUUGCUCAGAUUAAAAACCUGAUAGAGGCUGCAGAUCAAGAUUAUGAAAAGGAAAAGCUAAAUGAAAGAAUUGCUAAGUUAUCAGGAGGUGUGGCUGUCAUACAGGUUGGAGCUCAAACUGAAACUGAAUUGAAGGAGAAGAAACUUAGAGUGGAAGAUGCUCUCAAUGCAACAAAGGCGGCUGUUGAGGAAGGUAUUGUUGUUGGAGGAGGGUGCACGCUCCUCAGACUUGCUGCAAAAGUUGAUGCAAUAAAGGGAACCCUUGCAAAUGAUGAGGAGAAGGUUGGAGCUGAUAUUGUCAAAAGAGCAUUGAGCUACCCUUUGAAAUUAAUUGCUAAAAAUGCUGGCGUUAAUGGAAGUGUUGUCAGUGAGAAGGUGCUGUCAAGUGAUGAUCCCAAAUUUGGAUAUAAUGCUGCAACUGGCAACUAUGAAGACUUAAUGGCUGCUGGCAUCAUUGAUCCAACCAAGGUGGUGAGGUGUUGUCUAGAACACGCUGCAUCUGUGGCUAAGACAUUCUUGAUGUCAGAUUGCGUGGUGGUUGAGAUCAAGGAGCCCGAAGCAGCAGUUGCUGGCAACCCAAUGGACAACUCAGGAUACGGUUACUAGGUGAUUGAAUGAAGGCUACUGAUACCAGAUAGAUGAAGUUGAAAGCCUUUAAUUUUUUGUAAAAGUUUAGGUAUUGUUUGUUGAAAGGAAUAUAUAAGAUCCUGGUGGGAGUAGCAGCCUUCAGGGUUCGGCACUGUUAAUGAACAUGCAAUCCAAUGUGUAAUUGCAGCUUCAGUGGAUGUUGAGUCACGGGACAUUAAUAAAUCUUCUAUGUAAUUUCUCA